CUCCCACGCUCCCGGCCGGCACGGGCCGCGCGCGCUCCAGUCGACUCGCCCCGCCUCGCGCUCGGCCGCACCGGGCCGCCCGCCGCUCCAUGGCACACGCGCAGCCGGCUUGCUGCCCCAGCCCGCGGGGCUCCGGGGAUGGCGGCAUGGCCAAGUCUAGGAAGGUGGCGCUCAUCACGGGCAUCACCGGCCAGGAUGGCUCGUACUUGGCUGAGUUCCUGCUGGAGAAGGGCUACGAGGUCCACGGAAUUGUCCGGCGAUCCAGCUCCUUCAAUACAGGCCGCAUCGAGCAUCUGUACAAGAACCCCCAGGCUCACACUGAAGGAAACAUGAAGCUGCACUAUGGCGACCUCACUGACAGCACCUGCCUGGUGAAGAUCAUUAAUGAAGUAAAACCCACAGAGGUCUACAACCUGGGAGCCCAGAGCCACGUCAAAAUUUCCUUUGACUUGGCCGAGUACACGGCGGAUGUCGACGGGGUCGGCACUCUGCGGCUCCUGGAUGCCAUCAAGACCUGUGGCCUUAUCAACGCUGUGAAAUUCUACCAAGCUUCCACCAGUGAACUUUACGGGAAGGUGCAAGAAAUACCCCAGAAGGAGACCACCCCGUUCUACCCGCGGUCGCCCUACGGGGCAGCCAAGCUCUAUGCCUAUUGGAUCGUGGUGAACUUCCGGGAGGCCUAUAAUCUCUUCGCAGUGAAUGGCAUUCUCUUCAAUCACGAGAGUCCCAGAAGAGGAGCUAAUUUUGUUACUCGAAAAAUUAGCCGGUCAGUAGCUAAAAUUUACCUUGGACAACUGGAAUCUUUCAGUUUGGGAAACCUGGAUGCCAAACGAGAUUGGGGCCACGCCAAGGACUACGUGGAGGCUAUGUGGCUGAUGUUGCAGAAUGAUGAGCCAGAGGACUUUGUCAUAGCCACUGGGGAAGUGCACAGUGUCCGGGAAUUUGUUGAGAAGUCGUUCAUGUGCAUCGGGAAAACCAUUGUGUGGGAAGGAAAGAAUGAAAACGAAGUGGGCAGAUGCAAAGAAACCGGCAAAGUUCACGUGACUGUGGAUCUCAAAUACUACCGGCCCACUGAAGUGGAUUUCCUGCAGGGAGACUGCACCAAAGCGAAACAGAAGCUGAACUGGAAGCCCCGUGUGGCUUUUGAUGAGCUGGUGAAGGAGAUGGUGCAGGCCGACGUGGAGCUCAUGAGGAACAACCCGAACGCCUGAAUGCAGGGCGCAGAGUGAGCCCGUAGGACCCCAGCGUGCCUGCUGGUGGGCGCUAAAGACACGCGCAUCUCCGAAUGGGAAUCCUGCGGGUUCCCCUGCGCCCCUCACACUGUGCCCGCAGGCUGGGGCAGCAGCUAAGCUGAGAUUUGUAGCAGCCGGGAAAGUGACACUCCUGGGGAUGGGGGCCUGCCUUGUUGCUGGGGAAGCCUCUGGGUCGGGGUUUGUGAAAUCGAGAUGUUUGAAUUACAUGCUGAUUUGACUUGAAAUCAAACCGUGGGACACCUUAAAUCGUGGGGCCUUUUCAAAUUGUCUCUUUUCUCAAUAAUA
Messenger RNA from Ochotona princeps (American pika), 1538 nucleotides. It is a transcript of the gene GMDS, whose product is annotated as GDP-mannose 4,6-dehydratase. Gene Ontology annotation, biological process: GDP-mannose metabolic process. The record is from RefSeq and is a predicted model, not a curated record. Gene Ontology annotation, molecular function: GDP-mannose 4,6-dehydratase activity. Lineage: Eukaryota; Metazoa; Chordata; Mammalia; Lagomorpha; Ochotonidae. The transcript is spliced from 11 exons. Bases 90 to 1211 code for a protein of 373 amino acids.